Galendromus occidentalis (western predatory mite) is the source of this 1323-nucleotide messenger RNA. RefSeq names its product tigger transposable element-derived protein 6-like. The coding region runs from base 1 to 1323 and encodes 440 amino acids. Gene Ontology annotation, cellular component: nucleus. The record is from RefSeq and is a predicted model, not a curated record. The transcript has a single exon. NCBI's taxonomy places the organism in Eukaryota, Metazoa, Arthropoda, Arachnida, Mesostigmata, Phytoseiidae. Gene Ontology annotation, molecular function: DNA binding.
AUGGCCCGCAUUGGCUUUCCGGUGACACGUGAAAUGGUCCAUCAAGUCGGAAUCAAGCUUGCAAACGUCGCUGUUCGAGACGGGAAUCAUCGCGCGGAAGUGAUUAAAUCUGCCGACAAAUGGUUGCGGCUGUUCCUCCAGCGCCACCCAGACUUGGUGCUCCGUACGCCGGAGCACCUUUCUUGCGGACAGGCGAGCCUCACGGAAGACGACAUUCGAGCGCUCUUCGCCAGAAUCGAAGCUCGUCUCUUGGAGAAUAAUCUCCAGUCUGUACUACAGGAUCCAAAUCGGAUCUUCAACAAGGACGAAACUGGGAUCGCUCUAAAUCCUCAGCCAGGUCAAGUGCUUGCUCAGAGAGGUUCUCGCAACGUUCAAUCCCGUGGCGGAUCGGAGAAGGACCGUGUCACCAUGCUGGUGACCGGUUCUGCAGCCGGUUUCCUAGCGCCAAGUGCGAUUAUCCUCAAACGAAAGCGCGUGCCACCAGCGUUCGUCGAAUGCCUCGGUGAGGGCUUCUGUCUGAUGAAGUCCAAUUCAGGAUGGAUGACUGGCGUCACUUUCCUGGAAUACCUCGAGCGACACUUUCAGCCGUUCCUGAACAGGAGAGGUAUCGUUUUGCCUGUCCUCCUGUUCCUAGACAACCACCGGUCGCAUCUCACCAUGGAGGUCACGACUUACUGCGACGCUGAUGGCAUCAUUCUACUCCCUCUGUUACCGAAUGCUACACACAUCCUACAGCCUCUGGGCGUAGCGGUGUUCAGAGCGGUAAAGAAUGCCUGGCGCAAAAUAGGCAAUGAUUGGAGAGUCAAGAAUGGUGGUCGCUCAACGAGGAUAGAGGAGUUCUUGAUACUCAUCCAGCAGGCUUUUGGAGCGUUCGAUGCCUCGUGGCUGAUGAAUGGAUUCCGGAAAACCGGUAUAUAUCCCUGGAACCCGAACGCCGUGGAUUACUCGAAAUGUUGCUCAUUCGCGGGGCCCGCGGACUCGCUCGGGCCAUCGGGGCAAGCGGGGUCCUCUAGGCAAGCCGGGUCCUCUAAGCAAGCCGGGUCAUCUGCGCAAGCCGAGACAUCUGCGCAAGCCGAGCCCUCGAUGCCGUUCAUUGUUGAGCUAGAGGAGCGUAUGACCGCUGAACAGCUCAACCUCUUCCAGAAUCAGCAGGGAGAGUGGCGAGGUCCCGAACACAUGCGGGACUUGUUCGAAAUCUGGACGCUCGCGGAUCAGGAACUCUCCUCCCACGCCUCCGCUGCAUCGGUGGAAGAGCCUUUAAACGAAAUCCGGGAUAUACUGAGUCUCCCACAGCCCUAUCAACCUAAACAGCGACGCCGCUGA